Messenger RNA from Amphiprion ocellaris (clown anemonefish), 2448 nucleotides. Its product is annotated as transient receptor potential cation channel subfamily V member 1-like. Gene Ontology annotation, biological process: calcium ion import across plasma membrane. Gene Ontology annotation, molecular function: calcium channel activity; protein binding. The coding region runs from base 87 to 2294 and encodes 735 amino acids. Lineage: Eukaryota; Metazoa; Chordata; Actinopteri; Pomacentridae. The record is from RefSeq and is a predicted model, not a curated record. Gene Ontology annotation, cellular component: membrane. The transcript has 15 exons.
UGCAGGUAUCGCUCAUCACAACAGACGAGCUACUUGCGGAAACAAACACAGAUUCUUGCGGCAGAAGGUAAAGAACACCAAAAAAGAUGGAAACCACAGCAAUACAGUUAGAAGUCAUGGAGGGGAGUACACCGCUGCUGCUCCCAGAAGCCAGAGAGAUACCUCUUGUGCCUAUGGACACCAACAUCUUAACAUCUAGCCCUGACAGUGUUGACAGUCAUGCAUGCAUGAGGGACAAAGUGUUUAAAGCAGUAUCCCACGGAGACGUAGUAGGGCUUAAUGGCCUGCUGCGGUACCUACAAGAUAAUAAAAAGCAACUUACAAGCUCAGAAUUUACAGAUGAAACAAAUGGGAAAACAGCUCUCCUGAAAGCUCUGCUGAACCUGAAAAACGGCAAAAACGACACCAUUGAUGUCCUCCUUGACAUAGCGGAGCAAACUGGAGAUUUAGAAAGUCUCAUCAAUGCAUCUUAUACAGAUGAUUUCUACAAAGGUCAGACAGCUCUGCAUGUCGCCAUUGAGAGAAGAAGCUUGGACCAUGUGAAGCUGCUGGUGCAGAAAGGAGCAGAUGUACAAGCCAAAGCCAAUGGGAAGUUUUUCCAGCCUGAAGCGAAACAUGGCUUUUAUUUUGGUGAGCUUCCUCUGUCACUGGCUGUCUGCACCAACCAGCCUGAUAUCGUGUCCUUUCUCAUGGAAGAAGGACAAGCUGACGUGACCGAACAAGACUCGCAUGGAAACACGGUGUUGCACAUCUUGGUGGUCUUAGCAGACAACACUGAAGAAAACACUGAAACGUUUGCAGGGAUGUAUGAUAAAAUCCUUAUUCUGCACCACAAGCUUAGGAAACAAACAGAAGACCAGCUGGAAGAGAUCAAAAACAAUCAAGACCUGACUCCUCUGAAAUUAGCAGCCAAGCUCGGCAAGAUCGGGCUGUUCAAACACAUGUUGCACCGAGAAUUCAUGGAUGAGGAGAUGAGGCCCCUGUCCAGGAAGUUUACAGAAUGGGUUUACGGACCCGUUCACUCCUCACUUUAUGACAUCAGCUCCAUCGACACAAAUGAAAAGAACUCUGUGCUGGAGAUAAUCAUCUUUGGGAGUAAGAUUCCGAAUCGCUGUGAGAUGCUUCAAAUCGAACCACUUCGCAGCCUUCUUGAGGAUAAGUGGAGCAUGUUUGCUUCCAAAUUAUUCCUGCUAAACUUCUUGCUGUAUCUGACAUACUUGAUCAUCUUCACCACUGUGGCUUUCUACAGAAAGGAUGGACAGCCACCAUUUCCACUUGAGGUCCCUCUUGACUACCUUCGCUGUGUUGGUGAGAUCAUCAGCGUCCUCGGAGCUGUGAGGUUUCUCUAUCAAUCGAUAACUUUUUUCCAGAGGAACCGUCCAGGCUUCAAGGCUCUAUUUACUGAUGGCUUCAUUGACAUCCUGUUUUUCCUGCAGGCAUUGCUCCUACUGAUCAGCACAGUUAUGUACUUAAGUGGUCUGAGAGAAUAUGUUGGACUCCUUGUGCUCUCGCUGGCUCUCGCCUGGAUGAACGUUCUUUAUUACUCAAGAGGCUCAAAGCAGUUGGGGAUGUACUUUGUCAUGAUGCAAAGAAUGAUACUUGGAGAUCUUUUACACUUUUUAUGUGUUAAUGGUGUCUUCCUUUUUGGAUUUUCUGCCGCUAUUGUUGCUCUGAUAGAUGAUCCCCCCUUGACUCAAAAAAAUCUGACAAAUGCUUCACUGGCACAAGGACAAGGCUUUGACAAGGAUCCAUUUAAGGCAGAAGGACCAAGUUACCACGACAUGCGCUUUACCACAUUGGAACUGUUCAAGUUCACCAUCGGGAUGGGAGAUCUGCAGUUCACCGAUCAUGUUCAGUAUAAGGAAGUUUUCUACAUCCUGCUCAUCUGCUACAUAGUUCUCACCUACAUCCUGCUCCUCAACAUGCUGAUCGCUCUGAUGGGCAACACAGUCGAAAGAAUCUCCACACAGAGUGAAAACAUCUGGAACCUGCAGAGGGCCUUUACCAUUUUGGAUAUCGAGAGGUCUCUGCCGAGGUGCCUGAGGAGCAAACUGCACUCCAGAGCCAGAAAGAAGAAGGACGAGUGUCAAGGACUUUUGAGGGUGGAAGAAAAGAACUGGACACAGUGGAGGUCAGAUCUUGGUGUACAACGGAAAGAAGACCCCCAGUUUCACGACUCUCCUGGGUCUCAUUGGAACUUCCUGGACAGGAUCCAUGCCAGACGUCUCCAAGCGCAGUCUGGUUUUCCGAAAAUUAAUAGGAACAUCAAACUACCAAAGUUUUUACCAGUUUAAAAUUUGAACAUUCAAAAUUAUUUGAUACAACAGCAACUUUUAUAAUCUCAUCGGGGCAACUCCUAUUGGUGUAUUUCUAUGUGUAAGUGAUGAGAUGUUAUUUAUACACCUGAUGAAGGACGAACAUUAAAAAAAUAAUUUAACCAGUAAUAAA